Molecule: messenger RNA, 1954 nt
Organism: Brassica napus (rape)
Lineage: Eukaryota; Viridiplantae; Streptophyta; Magnoliopsida; Brassicales; Brassicaceae
Product: two-component response regulator-like APRR5
Exons: 6
Coding region: 203-1732 (509 amino acids)
Biological process (GO): phosphorelay signal transduction system; cytokinin-activated signaling pathway
Molecular function (GO): protein binding
Source: RefSeq, a predicted model, not a curated record
GUGACCGUUGGAUCAAUAUUAGUUACUCGCACUAGUCUAAUCUCAGCCGUUGGAAUCAUUCGCUAGAUUUUUUUCAAGAUAUUUUUCUUCUUCUUUUUGAGAGAGAAUAAGAUUUUUUUCCACUCUUUAUGUUUCUUUCCACUCUCAAUAUUUGUUUAAUUUUAUUUGCUAACUUCUUCUUCUAGAGCUUCAAGGUUUCAAGAUGCAAGAAAUGAGCGACGAAGUUGUUGAGGUAACGGUGGUUGAUAAAGCAUCUGAAGCUGACGGAGGAAAGCCAACGCGGCGGAGGAUGCGGAGGAAGGACGCCGCAGAGGGCGGCGAUGGUUUGAUGAAGUGGGAGAGGUUUCUUCCGAAAAUCUCGCUAAGAGUUUUGCUCGUGGAAGCAGACGAUUCUACCAGACAGAUUAUCUCUGCUCUCCUCAGGAAAUGCAGUUACAGAGUUGCUGCUGUAGCUGAUGGCUUAAAAGCUUGGGAGAUGCUAAAAGGAAAUCCCCAAAGCGUUGAUCUGAUAUUGACAGAGGUUGAUCUACCUUCAAUCUCUGGAUACGCUCUUCUAACACUCAUCAUGGAGCAUGAUAUCUGCAAGAACAUCCCUCUCAUAAUGAUGUCGACGCAGGACUCGGUGAAUACCGUGUAUAAGUGUAUGUUGAAAGGCGCGUCUGACUAUCUUGUUAAGCCCUUGAGGAGGAACGAGCUAAGGAAUCUCUGGCAACAUGUCUGGAGAAGAAGACAAAAUGCUCCUGGUAGCUUUCCACUAGAUGAGAGUGUUGGUCAUGAGAAGCCUGACGGUGCGUCUGCAAACAAUUCGACUAGUAACCAGGAGAAUGCAUUUGAGAGAGACCAACGUCCUGUAAUAGGGAAUGGUGGUGAUGACCAGAGCUCAUGUUCUAGACCAGAGGUGCAAGGAGAGAGCGCAGACGUGGAGGACUCAACUAAAGAAGCCAUUGACUUCAUGGGCGCGUCGUUUAGAAGAAACACACAACGCAACAGAGAAGAAAGUGUUGCUAGAUACGAAUCUCUGAUAGAGCUUGAUCUUUCUUUGAGAAGACCUAACACUUGUGAGAACCAAUCUUCAGGAGAAAAGCCCUCUCUUCAUCCUUCUAGUGCCUCUGCCUUCACACGGUACGUUCACAGGCCACAAUGUUCGGUUUCUCCCUUGGUUUUGGAUCAAAGAAAGAAUGUUGCAGCAAGUGAAGAUGAUAACAUCAACCAAUACAAUUCAUCUGAACCGCUUCCAAGUGCGCCAAGAAGAAACGAGGCCAGCUUUAACAAUAGAGCUGACUCAUCUCAGAUGAAUUCUUGGCCAGGAAAGGGUUCUUACCCAACACCAGUUCCCAUCAACAGCAUACAGUUUAACACAGCUGCUAUGGCUCCUGCUUCACUGUCUCCAAGCCCGAGCUCCGUUAGCCCGCAUGAGCACAGCUCAAUGUUCCACCCUUUCAACGGUUCCAUGGAUGCAGAGGAGAGAAGACACGUCUCUUCUGCAACUGAACAUAGUGCAAUAGGGAAUCACUGCAGUACUAACUCGUCAUCUGUGGGGAAAAUUCAGCAGUCUCUUCAACGAGAAGCGGCUUUAAACAAGUUCAGGAUGAAACGCAAGGACAGAUGUUUUGACAAAAAGGUCCGUUAUGAGAGCCGGAAGAAACUGGCUGAGCAACGUCCGCGUAUCAAAGGGCAGUUCGUUCGUCAAGUUCAAUCCACUGAGACAUCAACACAAGAAGCUCCACAAUGAUCCAAACAUAUUGAUGUAAUAUAGAGAGCUCAAUUUUGUUUUCACCGAUACAAGAGGUGUUUCUUGAGCUAACUCCCCACGUACGUAGUCGUGUGUACAUACAGCUUUGUUGUUGAGUUUAGUUAGUUAAUCUACUCUUACGUUAUCUCCUUACAUUACACAUACCUGAUUGUGUCUUCUACAAGUCUCUUAAUUACAAUGAAAAUACACAUUAUGUUCAAA